AUGUUACUGCAUUGGUUGUUCUUCGCCAUUGCACAAGCAUGUCUUUGCUUUGUGUCUGUCACACAUCGUAGCCGUAAUUCCCUAAUACCAAAACGACAAUGGUUGCAAGAUCUGGUAACAUGGGACCAGCACUCCCUUAUCGUUCGUGGAGAGCGCGUCAUGAUCUACUCUGGCGAAUUCCACCCUUUCCGUCUGCCUUCUCCUGGUCUCUGGUUAGAUGUAUUCCAAAAGAUCAAAGCUCUAGGAUUCACAGGCGUGUCUUUCUACGCUGAUUGGGGCCUUCUCGAGGGUAAUCCUGGACACGUGGUGACAGAUGGCGUCUUCUCCCUGGAUCAGUUCUUUGCUGCUGCUAGUGAAGCUGGCAUUUAUCUCAUUGCUCGUCCUGGUCCGUACAUCAACGCCGAAACAGCUGCUGGUGGAAUGCCAGGUUGGACUCUGAGACUCAAUGGAACGCUGAGAUCUACUGCCCCGGACUACCUGAACGCCACGGUCCACUACCUGUCUGUAAUUGGUAAGAUUAUUGCUGAUGCGCAGAUCACGAAUGGUGGCCCUGUGAUUAUGGUUCAGCCCGAAAAUGAAUAUUCAACGUGGCCGGGAGAAUCCUUUGCCCAAUUCCCUGAACUGUUCAAUAGGGAGUUAAUGACUUUCACUGAAGAUCGACUUAGAGAUGCCGGUAUUGUUGUGCCGUUUGCUAUUAAUGAUAAUGAGAACAUGGGCUACUUUGCUCCGGGGUCGGGAUUAGGUGCUGUGGAUAUCUAUGGGAUUGAUGCUUAUCCCUUCCGAUAUGAUUGUGGUCAUCCAUAUGUUUGGCCAACAUACCGCUUCCCAACUGGAUGGCAAACGAAUCACACAACAUUUAGUCCGUCGACACCUUUCACGAUCAUGGAGUUCGAAGGCGGAUCAGGAGAUGGAUGGGGUGGAGUUGGCGAGGAUAUGUGUGCAAUUCUAGUUAAUAACGAAGGUGUCCGAGUGCUAUUCAAGAACAACUACAGUUUUGGCGUCACAAUCUUCAACACAUACAUGAUUUACGGUGGCACAAACUGGGGCAACUUAGGAUACCACGGUGGCUAUACUUCCUACGAUUACGGGGCAUCAAUCACAGAAGAUCGGCAAAUUUGGCGAGAGAAGUACAGUGAAAUGAAAAUCCAAGCAAAUUUCUUCAAAGUGUCUCCAGCGUACUUGACAGCCACAGCCGGAAAUGUUGGAAAUGGCUCUUUCGUCUCAACCAGCACCAUUGCUGUCACGCCUCUUUGGGGAAAUGGAACAACAACAAAUUUCUAUGUUGCGAGACAUUCGGACUUUACCUCUACUGGAAACGCUUCAUACACGUUGACGGUAUCUACAAGUAUUGGCAAUGUCACGAUUCCACAGCUUGGUGGCACGCUCUCGAUGAUCGGACGAGACUCGAAGAUUCAUGCUACGGACUACGAUGUUGGCGGCAUCAAUCUCUCAGUCCUUGUAUUGUAUGGCGGUGAGAGUGAGGUUCAUGAAUUCGCUUUGCCGAUGUCCACGGGUGAGCCCAAGUUGUCAAAUAAUUCUACUGCCAAAGUAGCCAAACUGGGAUCAGCAUGGGUCAUCAACUGGCAAUUUACGACCUCUCGUCAAGUAGUUACAAUUGGUGAUUUGACAGUCUAUCUUCUCUGGCGGAAUGAAGCCUACGAUCUCUGGGUCCUCGAGCUGCCUGCUUCUGAACCUAUCGGCAAUUUCACGUCGAUGUCAAAGUCCAACGUCAUAGUCAAAGCAGGCUAUCUCCUCCGCACUGCAAUUAUCGAUAACAACACUUUACACCUCACUGGCGAUAUAAACUGCACCACCACCCUAGAACUCAUAGCCACACCAUCCGACUCCCUCACAUCCGUCACGUUUAACGGCUCUCCCCUCGAAACCACCAAAUCGUCAACCAACAACCUCCUCGCCACAAUCUCCUUCUCACCACCCGAAAUCCAGCUGCCCGACCUCUCCAGCCCAUACCACGAAUGGAAAUACCACGACUCCCUCCCCGAACUAUCCCCCACCUACAACGACACCAUCUGGACACUCUGCACCCACACUAGCACCACCAACCCCUUGGGAAAACGCACCCCGACGUCCCUCUACGCUUCCGACUACGGCUUCCACACCGGCUCCCUCCUCUACCGCGGCUACUUCACAUCCACCGGCACCGAAUCCACGUUCACCGUCAACAUCACCGGCGGCGUCGGCUUCGGGCACUCCGUUUUGCUCAACAGUACAUUCCUCGGAAGUUGGGCCGGCAGCGGAGCAAACGAGACGUGGAUCCAGAAUUUUGCUUUCCCGGUCACGCUUGAAGUUGGGAAGAAUUAUGUGUUAACGGUAUUGAUAGACCAUAUGGGACAAGAUGAAGAAGCGCCGGGGACGGACGCUGUUAAAUAUCCAAGAGGGAUUACGGAUUUUUCGCUGCAGGGAAGGGAAAUGGAAGAUGUGGAGUGGAAGAUCACGGGGAAUCUGGGGGGAGAGCAGUAUUUGGAUCUGGUGAGAGGGCCGAGGAAUGAGGGGGCGAUGUUUGCGGAGAGGAUGGGGUGGCAUUUACCUUCUCCGCCGAGUGAGGGGUGGGAGAGUAGGAGCCCGGUAUGUGAUGGAGUGGACGGGGCCGGGGUUGGGUUCUUUACUACGGGUUUUGAGUUGGAUGUGCCCAGUGGGUGGGAUGUGCCGAUGAGUUUUGUAUUCAAUGGGACGGAGGGGGGAGAGGAGGGGACGGGAGGUAAUUAUAGAGCGCAGUUGUUUGUUAAUGGGUGGCAGUUUGGGAAAUAUGUCAACAAUCUCGGUCCUCAAACGACGUUUCCAGUGCCGGAAGGAAUUCUCAACUACAAUGGGAAGAAUGAUUUCUCAUUGGCGCUUUGGAGCUUAGAUGCUGCUGGGGCAAAACUUGGAGGCUUUGCGCUCGUUCCAAAGGCAUUCAUUAAAUCUGGGUAUAGUAAGCCAGCAUUGGUAGAUAGCCCUGCUUGGGUGAAGAGGGAGAAUGCAUAUUGAAGUGGUUCCUUGC
This is a messenger RNA of Mollisia scopiformis, 3001 nucleotides long. Its product is annotated as putative beta-galactosidase E. The transcript is spliced from 7 exons. Gene Ontology annotation, molecular function: beta-galactosidase activity. Gene Ontology annotation, cellular component: vacuole. The coding region runs from base 1 to 2988 and encodes 995 amino acids. Gene Ontology annotation, biological process: carbohydrate metabolic process. Lineage: Eukaryota; Fungi; Ascomycota; Leotiomycetes; Helotiales; Mollisiaceae. The record is from RefSeq and is a predicted model, not a curated record.